Messenger RNA from Marasmius oreades (fairy-ring Marasmius), 912 nucleotides. RefSeq lists its product as uncharacterized. The record is from RefSeq and is a predicted model, not a curated record. Bases 1 to 912 code for a protein of 303 amino acids. NCBI's taxonomy places the organism in Eukaryota, Fungi, Basidiomycota, Agaricomycetes, Agaricales, Marasmiaceae. Gene Ontology annotation, cellular component: nucleus. The transcript has 4 exons.
AUGUAUCGUCGCUCGUAUGUUAAUCCUUCAAUGGACGAUCAAGAGCCUGAAGAGAAGCUAGUCCUUCCCUCGAUCUCCCGGAUUUUGGAUAACCGUGAUAGAGCUCCAUCGUCUUUAACCCUUCCUCCUUUGCCCGAUCCUUCAAUGCAAAGAACUCGCCCAGAAAACUGGGGUCAGUUCUCGUAUCCCAACGUGAGCCUUUCCCCCAAGUUCGAAUUUGCUAACUACGCGACUAAAGUUUCAACGAAGGAAUACCUAAUGAACCCCGUACAGAAUGACCACCAAUACACGUCUUCCAGACCUCAUGAUUCUACUCCGGAUCCUCAUGCUUCUGCAUUGCAGACGGACCAUGCACUUUCUCUUCUUCAAUCGCACUCGCGACAACGUCAGCAGUACGCGACGAAUACUCCCUUUUCUCCCUACGCAUAUUCGCAAGGUCCUAGCACUUCAAGUCGCGAUGGAUAUCAGGCCAUGGACCCAUCCGCUUCCUAUGUUGGGCCAAGUGAUGCUCCAAUUCAGAAUCCUCGUGCCUAUUACAUGUAUGCGCCUCUUCAGCGGUCGAAGUCCUAUCACUCAUUCGAAAGUAACUCAAGGCACGCCUCGUCGAGUUCUGCCACGUAUCGACAUGCAAACCUAUAUGGCCAGAGAAUUCCUGAUAACACCUCAUCGAAUUCGAAGCAUGAGUGUGAGUACUGUGGUAAGAAAUUUAGUCGUCCAAGUGGCCUCAAGAUCCACAUGACUACACACAACGGAGAAAAACCCUAUGUCUGUCCUCAAGAAGGAUGUCAUCGCGCAUUUAGCGUUCGGAGCAACAUGCGUCGACAUGUCCGCAUCGUCCAUCAGAACUCUCAAGGGAAUAUCACCUCCGACUCUAGUGAAGACGGUGAUUCCGUGAGAGAAGCUUCCGUUUAA